AUGGCAGCGAGUUCUGAGAUCAUGCGUGGGCAUGUGGCCUUGGCAUUGAAGGCACAAGUGGGAUGCGGCUGCUUGCCCUUGAACCUAGCAAGCCCGGAUGAUGUUGAGGGCCUGCCCUCCGAGAGGCAGGGGGUGUCCAUGCUAUUCCAAGGUGCCCAGCUCACCAUGGAAACUCCUCAUCCUUCCACACCCUGUCCUCCCCCUUCCCUCAAAGAUUUCCCACCAACUUUCUCACGCGAUCUGCUGACCCAGACCUCAGCCCUGCAGCCCCCUGAUCUUGGCACCCUAGGCCUCGGCCAAGGGAAACAGUGGCCUUGUCGACCAUCAACAGUCCCCAGAGAUGAAGAGGGAAGGCCAGUCAGGGUGACACUGGGCUCUCCUCUCGGUUUGCUGUGUGCUUAUGUACCUGGAGGCAACCCCUCUGGUUGUCUCCUGUUCUCUAGCUCCACACUCUGA
Messenger RNA from Rangifer tarandus platyrhynchus (Svalbard reindeer), 456 nucleotides. The record is from the annotation of a GenBank genome assembly. Lineage: Eukaryota; Metazoa; Chordata; Mammalia; Artiodactyla; Cervidae.